GAUGGUGAAGCUGUUCAUCGGCAACCUGCCCCGCGAGGCGACGGAGCAGGAGAUCCGCGCCCUGUUCGAGCAGUACGGGAAGGUGCUCGAGUGCGACAUCAUCAAGAACUACGGCUUCGUGCACAUCGAGGACAAGACGGCAGCCGAGGACGCCAUCCGCAACCUGCACCACUACAAGCUGCACGGCGUCAACAUCAACGUGGAGGCCAGCAAGAACAAGAGCAAGGCCUCCACCAAGCUGCACGUGGGCAACAUCAGCCCCACGUGCACCAACCUGGAGCUGCGCGCCAAGUUCGAGGAGUACGGGCCCGUGAUCGAGUGCGACAUCGUCAAGGACUACGCCUUCGUGCACAUGGAGCGCGCCGAGGACGCCGUGGAGGCCAUCCGCGGCCUGGACAACACCGAGUUCCAAGGCAAACGAAUGCACGUGCAGCUGUCUACCAGCCGGCUUCGGACCGCCCCCGGGAUGGGAGACCAGAGCGGCUGCUAUCGGUGCGGGAAAGAGGGCCACUGGUCCAAAGAGUGUCCGGUGGAUCGGACGGGCCGCAUGGCAGACUUGACUGAGCAGUAUAACGAGCAGUACGGAACCGUUCGCGCGCCCUAUACCAUGGGCUACGGGGAGUCCGUGUAUUACAACAAUCCGUACGGAGCGCUCGACUAUUAUAAGCGUUACCGGGUGAGGUCUUACGAGGCGGUGGCGGCAGCGGCAGCGGCCUCCGCGUACAACUAUGCAGAGCAGACCCUUUCCCAGCUCCCACAAGUCCAGAACCCAGCCAUGAGCAGUCACCUCACCUCCACCUCUCUCAACCCUUACGAUAGACACCUGUUGCCAACCUCAGGAGCUGCUGCUGCCACUGCUGCUGUGGCUGCUGCCGCUGCCGCCGCCACUGCAGCUACCUCCUCCUAUUAUGGGCGGGACCGGAGCCCCCUGCGCCGAGCUGCAGCUGCAGUCCCCACUAUUGGAGAGGGCUACGGUUACGGGCAUGAGAAUGAGCUGUCCCAGGCCUCGGCAGCCGCGCGGAAUUCUCUGUACGACGUGGCCCGGUACGAGCGGGACCAGUAUACGGACCGGGCGCGGUACUCGGCCUUUUAAAGCUUGAGGAUGGGAGCCAGGGCCUUAGCAGCCGGAGCCCCGCCGUCCUGCGGACAGUGUCUAAGCCUCUUGUGUUGUGCUCUCUUUCAGGUAGGCUAUUUGCGGGCUGAACCCUCGGGCUGCGGUCGGUCGUAUGGGAGGACUGCUUCGCUCGCGCGGUCCCCUUUGCCGGGAUGUUCCCGUUGCUUCAUGUUUCAGUAAACAAAGGAGUUUGUGACCAACUGUGGUUUUUUGUUCCCCUUAAUUUAAUUCUUCUAAGGUGGCUCUUUCUUCCCUGCUAACAAACUGUCUGUGUAACUUUUCAUUCACCGUUUCCUUCUUUCUUCAGCCUCUGAGCAGCCCGGGCUGUGGUAAGGACCCUGCUGGCCUUGUCCCUCCUGAGGGAACCUGGAGCCCUUCUCCCUCCCUGGCUUCUCCUAGGAGUUCAGCUCCUGUCCUGGGCCCCCAGCACUAGGAUCUGCUGACCCUUUACUGGCACUGCCUGGUAUCAGAUAGCCCACCCCAUCUGGACUGUCACCCUGCAGCAGCUGACCUUCUGAGAGUGCUGGGAUCCUGGGGGGCCGGCAGGGGGUGGGCCCCCGCUUUUCUAAUGACCUCUGAUCAUGGUACCAGCUGGUGCUGGAGGCACCUCAUCCCCUUCUCUCCCCCAUCCCCUUUUUGAACAAAUAAACAUUUCUAACAAUCCA
Messenger RNA from Trichosurus vulpecula (common brushtail), 1779 nucleotides. Its product is annotated as RNA-binding protein 4B. Gene Ontology annotation, biological process: mRNA splicing, via spliceosome. NCBI's taxonomy places the organism in Eukaryota, Metazoa, Chordata, Mammalia, Diprotodontia, Phalangeridae. The coding region runs from base 2 to 1093 and encodes 363 amino acids. The transcript is spliced from 3 exons. The record is from RefSeq and is a predicted model, not a curated record. Gene Ontology annotation, cellular component: nuclear speck. Gene Ontology annotation, molecular function: mRNA binding; zinc ion binding.